UUGAUGGAGUGUUCGAAACAAGCCAGUUGUGUUUAUAGCACAGCGGUAUUCAAGUGGCGCGAAUAGUUACCCGGGAAUAAUGAAACAUGGCGACCCUCCAGAAGUAGAGUGCUCAACUUUUUCACUGGUAAAGAAGAUAAACUUGAAAUGUUCAGUGCACAGAAACUGGAUAUAAAAGCUACUGAGCUUAAGGCUGGGUUGUUGCUUUCUGAACCUUUACAUGACGAAGGACCUAAAGAAGAAGAGAAUAUUGAAAGAGCAGUCUGUUCUUACUCAAAUGAAUCAGAGCGCUUUUUGUUAAAAGACAGAAGCUUUUCAAGGCAGUAUGCGCAGAUCUAUUCAGUCCGCAUCAUGGCAAUGAGUAAGAAGUUAGCCACAGCUGCAAGAAGGAAAUGGGGUUUCACUUUUAAAAUAAAGAAACUGUCUGAAGUGAAAACGGAUGAAAAAUGUUUUGUUAUCGGAACGCUAUUCAAGAAAAUGGAAAUGAAACCUAGUAUUUUAAAGGAAAUAAGUGAAGAGCAUAAUUUGAUGCCACAGCCCUCCAGAGAGAGAUUUACAGAAGAUAGUGAUGAACUUGUCAUAGAGGAUGAAACAGAGAGAGUGUCACUUACUGGUAACAUACAAGUUGGAACGUGUGUAACAGGAAGUUUAGUAGCUCUCUGUGGUCGUACAAUUGACAGUGGUAAAUUUGCUGUUGAAGAUUAUUGUUUCAGUGGCCUUCCUUACCAAACUGUACCAAACCUUGAUAAACAUUUGUCCAAGGGUGAAGAUUGUUAUGUUGCGUUUAUCUCUGGUCUUGGAUUUGGUGAUAAAAGUCAGGAUUUACUCGGCCUUCAGAUGUUUUCUGAUUUGGUGAUUGGAGAACUUGGUAGUGUACAGGAUCAGGAAUCUUGUUCAAAGAUAAGCAGAGUUAUCAUUGCUGGAAAUGCCUUGAGCCAUUAUACCGUUAAUAAAGACAGUGAAGCAAAGGCAAAGUAUUUGACUAGAAAUACUGAGGCUGGUAGUGUGGAGGCUAUGAAGUGUUUGGAUGAAUUUCUAAUGCAACUGGCUUCAUGUGUUCCAGUUGACAUAAUGCCUGGGGAGUUUGAUCCAGCUAAUCACACAGUGCCCCAGCAGCCUCUUCAUCGCUGCAUGUUUCCCCAAGCAGCUGAUUAUCCAACUUUUCAAAGUGUGACCAACCCAUAUGAAGCUGUAAUUGGUGGAGUAAGAAUCCUUGGAACUUCAGGACAAAACAUUCAAGACAUUUCCAAGGUUUCAACUUUUGAGGAUGGUUUGGAUAUUCUUGAACACAACAUGAUUUGGGGCCACAUUGCACCCACAGCCCCAGACACCCUAGGGUGCUACCCAUACUAUGAAAAGGAUCCUUUUAUUCUGGAGAAAUGUCCCCAUGUGUACUUUGUUGGCAAUCAACACAAGUAUGCAAGCAAAGUUAUCCAGGAUGAAAAUGGCCAGAAAGUGUUAUUGGUGACAGUUCCUGCCUUCUCCAGUACUAAGACAUGUGUGAUGCUAAAUCUAAGAACACUAACCUGCCACCCAAUUAACUUUUCUUCUUUCCCAUUGACACCAGAUGUUGAGGCAUUAAGUGAAGCAAAGCUGGAAAUUUAAUUGUAAACAAAGGUUGUUUUUUCAUUAAUAGACAUUGUGUUGUUUCCAUAGUUUUAGUGAAAGAACAAUCAAGUCAUCAGAUAGUGCCUUCUUUGUAAAUUGAGGUUGUGUUGUGUUUCCUCAUACAGACUACAAAAGAAACUAGCUCAAUUUGCAGGAUAUAAAGUCAAGGUUUGCUUCAGUUCCCAAUUAUCCAUGGGUGUUCUGCUUAAAAUAUAAUUUUCCUCUCCCAUACACACCCUUUUAUGUGCAUUGAUGUGCAAAGCAUUUCAUUGUCAGGUUUGUGAUCUAUAGGUGGAUUUAAAGGCAUCCAUUGUAAACCCUAGAUUCCACACCUUUUGCACACAGCAUACUUGAAAAGGACAUAAUUUAUUCAGAUUGUAACUUUUCCUUUCAUGUGACACCCUCAUUCAAAGGAGAACACUUAAUUAGGUUUAGUGAUUAAUAAAACAUUAAAGAUGUGYAGCAAAGGACACAGCCUCAUACAUAAA
Molecule: messenger RNA, 2096 nt
Organism: Stylophora pistillata
Lineage: Eukaryota; Metazoa; Cnidaria; Anthozoa; Scleractinia; Pocilloporidae
Product: DNA polymerase delta subunit 2
Biological process (GO): DNA replication; DNA strand elongation involved in DNA replication
Cellular component (GO): delta DNA polymerase complex
Molecular function (GO): DNA binding
Source: RefSeq, a predicted model, not a curated record